AGUAAACACCCGCUAGAGUCGUCCAGUAAACACCCGCUAGCUCAUGAGGACGUAGCUGGUAGAACCGGAACAGGAGAUCGAGGAAGAAGUUAUGUCUCCGGCACAAAGCCAAUUGGUCGCACCGGGUUCUCUAUGCGAGGAAGAUGAAGCCUGCCUCCAGGCCAUGAUCUUCUCGAGCAACCACGUCUUCCCGAUGGUCCUGAAUGCCGCCACCCAGCUCGGGGUGUUCGACAUCCUAGCCCAGGCAGGGCCCAAGGCCCAGCUUUCACCCUCCGAGAUUGCCUCUCAGCUCAAAACCACGGACCCUGACGUGGCAGCGAGGCUCGAUAGGAUGCUCCGGCUCCUCGCGAGUCACUCCCUCUUGACGUCUUCCCUGAAAAACCUCGAGGAUGGGAGGGUCGAGAGGUUGUACGGCCUCACCCCGGCCGCUCAGUUCUUUGUGAGGAAGGAGGGCGAUGAGUCGUUAGCUUCACUCACGGCCCUCUCCUGUCAUCCGGCACCACAGCAAGUCUGGUUACACUUCAAGGACGCGGUGAUUGAAGGAGGGAGCCAAUUCAAGAAAGUUCACGGGGUGUCGAUAUUCGAGUACAUGGACAGUAACCCGGCCUUCAACACCAUCUUCAACAAGGGGAUGGUCGCUCUUUCCACUAUAAUCAUGAAGAAAAUUCUUGAAAUAUACGACGGAUUCGAGGGACUGAGUUCACUGGUCGAUGUGGCCGGAGGGACCGGGAAAAGCCUCAACAUGAUCGUCUCUAAGUACCCUUCGAUUAAGGGCAUAAACUUUGAUUUGCCCCAUGUCACCAAGGAAGCCCCACCUUAUCCCGGCAUUGAGCAUGUUGGUGGAAGCAUGUUUUCAAGCAUCCCUAAAGCAGAUGCAAUCAUGAUAAAGGAUGCCCUCCACAACUGGAGCGACGAAAACUGCGUGAAAAUACUCAAGAACUGCUAUGAAGCGCUCCCGUGCAAGGGCAAAGUGAUUGUGUUGGAUGUCUUACUGCCGGAGGCACCGGAGUCAAGCAUGUACUCGAUGUACGUGUCGAGGCUUGAUAACACAAUGCUGAUGCAGCCCGGCGGGAGAGAGAGGACCGAGAGGGAGUUCAAGGCACUGGCCGAUGCAGCUGGUUUCUCCAAUUUUAGGGUUGCCUGUUGUGCUUGCACUAUUUGGUUUGUUAUGGAGCUUUACAAAUCGUGAGAAUCUUAUGGAAUGGUCUACUCAUCACAUGUUCUAUGCCGUAUGAGAUCCUUCGUAAUGUAGUCCAUCUUUUAAUCUCGUGGGUUUGGUUAGCACUGCUUUUAUGCAAGAGAAUUUUCUAAUAUUAAUUUUUAAGACCUAAAAAGUUAUUAGUUUUGAUGAUGUAUGCUUAUUCUUAUCAUGUAGAGUCAUCUUGUUGUAGUCUAUAAUGACAAAAAUCUACCAUUGCAACCGUGAGCA
This is a messenger RNA of Punica granatum (pomegranate), 1429 nucleotides long. Lineage: Eukaryota; Viridiplantae; Streptophyta; Magnoliopsida; Myrtales; Lythraceae. The record is from RefSeq and is a predicted model, not a curated record.